Molecule: messenger RNA, 3850 nt
Organism: Microplitis demolitor
Lineage: Eukaryota; Metazoa; Arthropoda; Insecta; Hymenoptera; Braconidae
Product: serine/threonine-protein phosphatase PP1-beta catalytic subunit
Exons: 6
Coding region: 428-1420 (330 amino acids)
Cellular component (GO): nucleus; cytoplasm
Molecular function (GO): protein serine/threonine phosphatase activity
Source: RefSeq, a predicted model, not a curated record
AAUAUAUGAUAUUUAAUAAAUUUAAAUACGAAUUUAUUGAAAUGUAUCUGGGAAAAGUUUUUCAUCCUGUCAUCCAUAUAAUCAUCAAUUUAUCUAAUAAACGAUCAACAAUUGCACUCUUAACAAAAUGGCCCCAUGUCCUAAAAUGCCGGCGUCAAAAUUUAAAAAUAUGAAUUUGGCGCGUAAAUUUGCUUCUUAAAAUUGGUACUUGGAAAACAUUAUUACCAACCGUCGUUGUUGAAGAACAUAUUCCAUAUCUAUAUUUUCAUAACCAUACCAUACUAUACUAUACACAUAUCACACACAUAGAUAUAUAUAAUAUAUAUAUUAAAAAUAAUAAUUAUUAAAAGUCGUCGCGCGCAUCUUAGCUCUCAUGGUCUACAAACAUUGACCCAGUGGAUCGUCAGUACACGGUUAGUGUGAAAAAAUGGCGGAUGUCGACUUGAAUAUUGACAAUUUAAUUCAAAGAUUACUCGAAGUUCGAGGAUGUCGUCCAGGAAAGUCAGUUAUUAUGACGGAGGCUGAAGUACGCGGUCUAUGCCUAAAAAGUCGUGAGAUAUUUUUACAACAGCCAAUACUAUUGGAAUUAGAAGCGCCACUAAAAAUAUGUGGUGAUAUACAUGGACAGUACACAGAUUUAUUGCGUUUAUUUGAAUAUGGGGGUUUCCCGCCUGAAUCAAAUUAUUUGUUUUUGGGUGAUUAUGUUGACAGAGGUAAACAAUCACUUGAAACAAUAUGUUUGUUACUAGCAUAUAAAAUAAAAUAUCCAGAAAAUUUUUUUUUAUUACGUGGUAAUCAUGAGUGUGCUAGUAUAAAUAGGAUAUAUGGCUUCUAUGAUGAAUGCAAACGUAGGUAUAAUAUUAAACUGUGGAAAACAUUUACGGAUUGUUUCAAUUGUCUACCGAUUGCUGCUAUCAUCGAUGAAAAAAUUUUCUGUUGUCACGGCGGACUCAGCCCUGAUUUGCAGGGAAUGGAACAAAUUAGAAGAAUCAUGCGACCAACAGAUGUACCAGACACUGGUUUGCUCUGUGAUUUAUUGUGGUCAGAUCCCGACAAAGAUGUUCAGGGUUGGGGUGAAAAUGAUCGCGGUGUUUCUUUCACCUUUGGUCCUGAUGUAGUGUCUAAGUUCUUGAAUCGUCAUGAUAUGGAUCUAAUAUGCCGUGCGCAUCAAGUUGUAGAGGAUGGUUACGAAUUUUUUGCAAAACGUCAGCUUGUCACGCUAUUCUCCGCCCCUAAUUACUGCGGUGAAUUUGAUAAUGCCGGUGGCAUGAUGAGUGUUGAUGAAAAUCUCAUGUGUAGUUUUCAGAUUUUAAAACCGUCCGAGAAAAAAGCUAAAUAUCAAUAUGGUGGCAUGCCCGGAAUCCAAACAGGAAGACCAUCUACACCACAAAAAAAUCCAACGAAGAAAAGCAAAAAAUGAUCUUCACCAGCUGAUCCUGCAUAGCAUUCACUCAUGUCAUUUUAGUUGCGGGGGCGUUCAAUUAUUCUAUUGAGCCGAUAAUUUAAAAGUCGAAUGUAUACAAGUACCUUCUUCUUCCUAUUAAUUCGAUUACAUUAUAUAUAUAUUUAAACUAAAAUAUCAUAUAUAUAUAUAAUUAUUAUUGUUACAAAAUAUUAUUAUUAUUAUUAUUAUUGAUAUAAAAAACAUAGAGUUUAUAUAUUAUUUAACUAUCAAACUUAUAUUUGAUUAUUAUUUUUUAAUACAAAGAAAAAAAAAAUUAACAAAUAUUUAUUAUACUAAUACUUCCAUUUGCUAAUUCAUUUUUUUGCAUUUUAUAUUAAUACUUUAUUUAUUUUUAUUUAUUCACAAAUUAUAUAAACGCUUAAAUAAAAACUUUGAUUUAUCACUCGUACAUAUGACAUAUAUCUUUAUAUAUUUAAUUUUAAAAAAUAUAUAGAUAAAUAUAUAUAUUUAAUACAAAACCAAUUAAUUUGAAAUUUUAUUUUAAUAUUUAAUUAGUAAUUGACAUCUGACCUUUUUAAUUUUCAUAUUUAUUUAAAAUUGUCAAAAAAUAUAUAUGAAAAUUGAUAUUUAAUCUGCAAAUUUUUUUUUAGGAUUUUCUCAGACCUCCUGCCCCCACUUUUUAAAAAUAUUCAACAACUCAACUGUCAUUGUAUUGAAAUUUGAAUGAUUAAUUAUAGAAAAAUUAAAGCAUGAAUUUGAAAAAAGACAACAAAGUUACGAUUUCGCCGACAGAUUUAAAAGUGAGUGUGAAUGUAGCAGACAUCAGAAAAAUUCAAAAUGAUUAAUAAAUAAAGUAAAUAAUAUAAAAAUAAAAUUUUGAAAAAAAGGCGCGUUUUUUAAAUUUUGAAAUUAGUAAGUGCAUUUUUUAUAAAUAUGAUUUUUUUUUAUUACUUACUCUAUUUACUUAAAAUUUUUAAUUUAUCUGAUGUUUGCUACUUUCACACCCAUAUUUAAAAAAAAAUUGUUUUCGAUUCCUAUUAAUUAGAAGUUUAACGAAAUUCGGUAAUUUACUCUGUAAUCAUGAAUAAGUGAAAUAGAUGAAUAUUCACUAAUUCUGAGUGCCAAUAGAACCACUUUUUAUAAUAAGAGGUUCGGUUUGCACUUGAAAUUAGUGAAUAUUCAUCUAUUUCACUUAUUCAUGUUUACAGAGUAACUUUAGCAUAAAAAAAUUUGACAUUUCGGAAGAUGCAAAAUAUUGAUAUGAUGAUUUCACUGAAAUUUAUUUACCAAAUUUCGUUCAAGUCCUAAUUGAUAACGACUCUCAACACUUUUUUUUAACAUCUUUAUCUCGGCAACAAUUUCAAGUACUUUGUCCUUUUUUCAAUUAAUGCUUCUAUUUUUUUUUAACAAAUUGAUGAAAUUUUCAUACUGUAAUGACAGUUGAACCAUUAAAUAUUUUUAAAAAGUGAGGGUGGGUAUUGUCUAAGAAUGUCUUUAAAUUUAUAUUAAAAAGUAUUACUCAGUGGCAUCGCAUUGUCAAUAUAACCCAGAUAGAAAAAUACUAUCAUUAAUUGUUUUUUUUUUCAUAACCUAGAAAAAUUUUAUUAAAACUUUUUAUAGUAGUCUUGGUAUUUUAAAUUACAUAUAUUUAAUGAAAAUUCGACAAAGUGAAGCACUAAAUAUGUAUGAUUGUUAAUAUAUAUUUUAUAUGAAGAAAAAAAAAUUAGACUGAACAAAAAAUAAUUAAAAUAUUCAAAAUUAAAAUCAAUGCGCGUUGACUUAUUCGAGGUAAUUAAUAUUUCUUUCUAUCUGGGAAUUACAAUUAAAAAAAAAUUUUUAGAUACUUUUAAGUCUACUUAAAUAUUAACAGCAAAAAUAAAUGGAGGAAACUAUAAAACAUGAUUAAGUACGCCGACAUUUAAAUAAAUUUGUGUAUUGAUGAAUGAUAAUAAGUAAAUAUGAAUGAGAGAUUGAUUGAUUUAAGAUAAAAAUAAUAGAUAUAUAACAGUAUUUUUAAGGCGAUGCCUCUGUAUAGAUAAUUACAAUAAGCACUAUUGUCUAUGAAAAAUAAUAUUAAUUUUGGUGAGAAAAAUGCAUUGUUAAAAAAGUAUAAUAUUAUAAAUCAUAAUUUAGGUUUAUAAUUAAUAAUUGAUACUUGAUAAUUGAUAAAAUUAAUGUACAAUGCCACGUAGGAAUUUUAAUGAAAGAAAGAAUUGCAAAAAGGUUGUCACUGUUAUCAGUUUAAAAUUUAAAUAUUUAAUUUACUUGGUGAGUUAAUUAUCAAUAAAAAAAAUGAAUAAUUAGAUAUUUAUAUUUUGUUAUAAAUAUUAUAAAUUAUUUAAAUUUGCAAUGACUUGUUAUUAUUUUUAAAUUAAAAUAAAUUAUUUAUUUAUAAUUAAUAAGAAAAUAUAAAUAUACGAGGAAGUAGUUGUUAGUUAAUAUAUA